Messenger RNA from Carassius auratus (goldfish), 1961 nucleotides. RefSeq names its product deoxynucleoside triphosphate triphosphohydrolase SAMHD1-like. Gene Ontology annotation, cellular component: nucleus. Gene Ontology annotation, molecular function: dGTPase activity. Bases 109 to 1731 code for a protein of 540 amino acids. Lineage: Eukaryota; Metazoa; Chordata; Actinopteri; Cypriniformes; Cyprinidae. The transcript has 15 exons. Gene Ontology annotation, biological process: dGTP catabolic process; regulation of innate immune response; defense response to virus. The record is from RefSeq and is a predicted model, not a curated record.
GCGAGUAAGUUGAGCUGCUGGAGCUGUGAAAUCUCUAAGCAGAUAGACAGACCUUUAUUGCUUCACCCGAGUUUUCUUAAAACCCACAAUUAUAAAAUAAAAGAGAAGAUGCCUCGAGCUGAACCAACCAGAAAAACUCUCUCCGAUUACAGGAAAAGUCUCCAGGAUCUAAAAAAGUCCUAUGAAGCAAGUGAAGAGCCUGAGAAACAACAGUUAUGGGAGAUUAUCAAGGAUGAAUUGCAGGACAUCCUGAAGAAAUACUCUUUAAACUUCUCAAAAGAACAAAUGAAGAUCUUCAAUGACCCCAUUCAUGGACACAUGGAGCUGCACCCCCUGCUGGUGAAGAUCAUUGACACUCCUCAGUUUCAGAGACUCAGACACAUCAAACAGCUGGGAGGAACAUAUCUGGUGUAUCCGGGUGCUUCUCACAAUCGCUUUGAACACUCGCUUGGUGUGGCACAUUUAGCAGGACGUCUGGUAAAAGUUCUUCACAACAAUCAGCCAGAGCUCAAAAUUACCAAACAGGAUUUCCUGUGUGUUCAGAUCGCUGGUCUGUGUCACGACUUGGGUCAUGGUCCGUUUUCUCAUGUAUUUGAUGGUCUGGUUAUUCCAGGAGCCAAAAAAAUGAAAAAAUUAAGAGGGCUGCAUGAUGACAUCCCUGAAAACUGGAAGCAUGAGCAGAUGUCAGUCCAGAUGUUUGAUGACAUUGUGAGGAGUCUGAAGGCUGAGAAUGAAGAUGUGAUGAAAGAACAUGGACUGGAUGAUAGAGACAUCACCUUCAUUAAAGAGUUAAUCGAAGGGGCAAAAACCUCAGAGUGGAGAUACGAGGGCAGAGAUGAAGACAAAUCCUUCCUGUAUGAGAUUGUAGCAAAUAAACAGAAUGGCAUCGAUGUGGACAAAUGGGACUAUUUUGCACGAGACUGUCAUCACCUGGGCAUUCGAAACAGUUUUGACCAUCAACGUCUGCUGAAGUUUGCUCGAGUCUGUGAAGUGAACGAAAGAAAUCACAUCUGCUUCAGAGACAAGGAGGCUGAUAAUGUUUAUGACAUGUUUCGCACUCGAUACACUCUCCAUCGCCAGGCCUAUCAGCACAAAAUCUGCAACAUCAUUGAAGACAUGUUUGCAGAAGCACUUGUACAAGCUGAUCGUGAUCUUCAUGAAGGAAAACCUGAAGAUAUGCUGAAGAUUUCUGAAGCCAUAAAGACAGCAGAGGACUACAGCAAACUCACAGAUGAGAUCUUUGAGCAGAUAUCGUCCUCCACUUCUGAUAAUUUGAAGAAAUCCAGAGACAUCUUGAACAAGAUCAUCAGAAGAAAACUGCCAAAGUUUGUUGGAGAAGCUCGACUGACUGAGAACAGCAUGUCAAAGGAAGAGCUGAUGAAAACAUGGAAAACAGCAUUAGAGCAGUACAGACCUACAGACCUGACUGUUUCUCUGAACGCUGAAGAUUUACCAGUUUAUGUGGUUGAUCUGGAUCAUGGAAUGAAGGACAAAAACCCCAUUGAAAAGGUCUUUUUCUACAGCAAGAGGAAACCCAACGAAGCCUCUCCCAUUAAAGAUUAUCAGCUCUCCAGUUUCCUGCCAAAUAGGUUUAAUGAAGAGAUGGUCAGAGUUUACUACAAACCAUCGGAUGAUCAGGCAGCUGAAGAUAAGAAGGAAGAGAAGAAGAAGGUGGAGGAGGCAGAGAAGUGCUUCCAGAUGUGGUGUGGCUCCAAUUUUGGAGUCAAAUAGGCAGCUGAAUAAUUGACAUAUAAAUAUUUUCUGUGACUGUAACACCAAAAUGGUUACUCCAAGAAAUCAUCUGCACGUUCAGUUAAAAUCAGUUUUAAGGUAAUGGUUUAUAGUUAUUUAAUAAUGCAAAAAUGUAAUCAAAAUUUAAAAUUUUUUUUGAAAUUCUGGUGGCAGAAUUUUUUUUUUUUUUUUUUGUGCAUGUGUUAAGUUAUGAGUUUUAAGAUUGUGUA